UGCCGCCUCCAUCGCAUCGCCCCCCCCCCCCCCCACUCCACCCUGCUCUGAUGGCGACUACUGAGGAUUUUCAGGAGCAUGAUUCGACCAGCGAGGGCAUGGAUGAUAGCAACCAUGAUCACCAGUUUGAGCCCAUUGUCUCUCUGCCUGAGCAGGAGAUUAAGACCCUGGAGGAAUAUGAAGAAGAGCUCUUUAAGAUGCGAGCAAAGCUGUUCCGAUUUGCAUCUGAGAAUGACCUUCCAGAGUGGAAAGAGCAAGGGACAGGUGAUGUGAAGCUACUGAAACACAAGGAGAAAGGGACAAUUCGCCUCCUCAUGAGGCGGGACAAGAUCUGUGCAAAUCACUAUAUAACCCCCCUGAUAGAGCUAAAGCCCAAUGCAGGCAGUGACAGGGCUUGGGUUUGGAACACACAUGCUGACUUUGCCGAUGAAAGUCCAAAGCCAGAGCUGCUGGCCAUCCGAUUCCUGAAUGCAGAAAAUGCCCAGAAUUUUAAGGCAAAAUUCAAAGAAUGCAAGAAGGAGUUAAAAAACCAAGAAAAUAAAGUAAAAAAUGAAGAACCAAAAAUAGUACCAAAAGAAGAAACUGUAGAAGAACUGAAAGAAGAACCAAAAGAAGAACCAAAAGAAGAGAAAGCAGGAAUAGUCAAAGAGAGAAGUUCUGACCAAAUGGCUAAGAAGUUAGAGGCACUCUCAAUGAAGGAUGGUGACCCAGAGUCUAACCAAGGGAUCCAGGUGCAGAAGAAGGCGUUUGAGACCCAGGAGGCCCAAGAGAGCCAGAGGGACCAAGAGGAAUGGAAGCCUAAGGCCCAAGAGAUCCUGGAGGCCCAAAAGCCUCAGGCCCAGGAUAAGGACACUGAGUAGCAAUAAGUCAUCUCACCAUGGGCCUCACAUUCUUUCCUAAUUUUUUCCUUUUAUUUUCUUUAUUUUUGUUCAUUUUGGGUUUUGUUUUGUUUUGUUUUAACAAGGGACUUUAUAUAAAGAACUGGAUUCCAACCUCCAGGUUGUUUUCUAAGCUUUUACCCUUUUGAAGAUGUCUUCUUCAGCAGACCCAUUCCCCAGUCCAAUGUAAUGCGCUCAUGCCAUUCUUUUCCAUAGUGGAAACACUUAUUUAUAGUACAUCCAAAAGAGUGAAUAAAACAUUUCAAAGCUGCAUCAAAAAAAAAAAGAUUUAAUUUUGUGGUUUUAAAUUCAUAUAUUAAUGUAUUCAAUACUAUUCUGUUACACUGAAUCAGUUUAAUCUACCAUGUUUUAACUACUGUUAUAUUCUGUUACCUUUCCCCUAUAACUAUACUAAACAAAUAUUAUUGAAUAAGACCCACCUCCCCCCAAAAAAACCCAGCUUUUUCUUCUAUUUUUGCUUUGAUAAUUGUCACAUAGAGGAUGGAUGGACUUCAUCAAAAUUGGCUACAAUUGUGUAACAACCUUUGGAAAUUUUGAUGAGCUAAAUAUAUCAAAUUGAUUUUAAGAGGUCUUCAGACAUGAUUUUUGGAUUUUUUUCCAACAACUCUGACUGAUCAUUUUACCUGCCUCUGAGUUAUUUUUAAUGAGGUAAAAGGUCCAUUUUAGUAGCUAAAGUGAAGUACAAUUAUAAUCCCUACCUCCCGCAUUUGUAGAAAUGUGAAUGGAUGGAACAUAAUAGUCUCAUACCAAAGGAGCUGGGAAGUUGAUCCCAGCGCAUGGUACCCCUGGAUGGCUCCCAAGAGGGAGCAUCUCUCAUUUGUAACUUUUCAGCUUACUAUACCUUUCCACCAAAAUGAUAUAGGUUCUUGUUGACAUUUUUAGACCCAAUUUCAAUAGUACAUAGGUUUGGUUUUUUCUAGAUUCCUCUGCCACAUUUUAUAAUGAUGGCAGUAAUAUAUUUUUUAAAAAUAUCUCAGUCAAGGUUGAAACAUUGCUGCACCUGAAAAACUUGUGACAAGUAUCCAUUAGUUUCUAAGGGUUUUUUAAAAUGUCAUAUAGCAGACUCAUGUAAAAUAUGAUAGUAGGUUUGUUUGCUAUUUUCACUUAAUGGGCUAUUGUAAUUUUGGGGAUUUUGAUACCUUUUGAAUGUGCAUUACCUGUUGUAUUACUAUUCUUUAUAAAAAACUGUUACUUUGUGAAAAUCAUUUGCUUGCACUCACAGUGGAUCAUGGCCAAAUUUGAAAAGGAAUGGAUCUCAUUUUGGGGUAAGAAAUGUUUGUAUUCUACCUUUCCCAAGCUGACACAGUGUGUCAAUGAUUGCAAGCUGUAUAUUUUUGAUUUUUAAAACUUUUUUAUUGUUUUUGCUUGCAUGUGUAAUAUAUUAUUUCAAUUUUAUUUUUUCUCUCCUUUUUUGUAUUUGAAGCAUAUGUCAAUAGUAUUGAGAUUUUUCUUUAACUUUUUUGAUUUUGCAAUAAUAUGUUAAAAAAAUAUAUUUGCCCUAAUGUCAAUGCAUACCCAAAAAGCUUUAGACUAUAAAAAUGAUGCCAUUGAUUGUUUAAAAAAUAAUUAUGGGACUUUGCUUAAUGAUUUUGUCUGAUUCCAGGAGAAGGGAAUACAAAGAGUCAUUGCACAAAGCCAAAGAAGCACAAAGCUAAACUGCAUAGUGCCAAUCGAGCACAAGGUCAAAGAGACUGACCAAUCCCAAUGGGAUUAAUGAAAAUUUUGAGCCAAAACAAGAGGCCUUGAACUUGUUUGGGGUUCGAGGUUGCGGCUGUUUAACAUGUGUUGAAGGCAGGUCUUCCUUGUCCCACAUUCUACCAAGUAUCUCUAAAUUUGGCUCCUACUGUGAUAAAGGAUGAAAAGGUUUGUAAUUUGCAAAACUUUUGCAAAAACUGAGAAAUGCAAACCUUAGGAAAGAUUGACAGUAGCAUGUGACCAAGGGUCACAUGGGAGCCUGAGCCUAGAGAUCUGGGAAUAUUCUAUGCUCAACAGUUUGUCUUCUCAGUGUCUGCUCUCCUUGAAUGACCUAGUCUGUUUUCCUAGAAGAUCUUGAAGAUGAGUUUGCCUGUGACCAAUGGAGGAAGGAGUUUUUCCUGGAUCUGGCUGCUGGCAGCAUCAGUCUGGAUUUACUUGAACAUCUAACAACAUAAGAUUCCUGGCUCUAUUUGAUUUGGACUCCUGGUUUGAGAUUGGGAUAUUUGGGAGGUUAGUUUCGUAACAUAGUUUACAUAGUUUAGUUAGUUAUAAUCUUUUAAAUUAAGUUUAAGAAUAAGUAAAUUCCUAAACCCUUAUUCCUUUCCUACCCUUCCCGAACAAUAAACUAGAAUUUAUUUAUAUGUUUUCCUCUUGUUUUUCCCUUACCCAAAAUCCUACCUUAACACUAACACUACCUGGACUCCUAUAAUCUAGUCCCUAUUCUGUCUUUCAUUAUGUGGCAAAACUUUCUGUAGUCCUGGCUGCUGAUUGGGAAAGUGCAUAAUUACAUAAAUCACUUUAAUUGGGCCCUGAUUCAAGGACCUGUUAUACGUUUAUUUUCUUUUACUCAGAAUUUUUUCACACCAGACUUUUAUAGUCUAUAUUUCAUCCAGAAGUUAUUUUUCUCUAUUUGAAUUUUUCUGUUUUUGAUUUCUCUUGCCAAUUGAUGCAUAUACUUCAUAACUCAGCCAUGUAUCCCUAAGUGAUCCCCGUGUUUUUCAACACCCUCUUUAGGGGGAACUGUAUAAUUAUUCUAAAAUGCAAAGUCUAAUCUUUUUUUUAGAGUAAUUUUAGUAUAAGAAACAUGCUACUUCUCUGAAUCCAGAAAGUGAACUGUUUGGAGAAGGCACCAUGAAGAUGCCUCCACAGACCAAACAUUGCACCAGAAGAUCCAGAGUGAACUUUGGGAUGUGGUGAUAUAAACUGUGUGGGAUUGAAUGCAUUUGUUUUGUAUGUAUACUCUUAUGCCAAAGGGGACUUUCCCCAACUGGCUUUUUGUCAAUGCACCUAGAAAUUUUUGGUUUUGUUCUCUAAACCCCAAAUUAUUGUAAUUUAAAGGUUGGUUAUAUUUACAAGAUCCAUUGGAGAGACCAGUCUUCCAUGGAUCUCAGGGGCGGGAUGUAUAAUUGAAAAUCUGUUACCCUAAAAAAGAAUUACAUUUUUGGGAGCCCACUGACUUCUUGUCAUUACAUACUUCCUAUAGACAGGGUAUAUUAGGUGGGUUCAUGGAGGGUCCUGCCUCUUGGGUAUGAUGACAGUGAGCAUGGUGGUGGUAAGGUGGGUUUUAAAAAUGGCUGAUCAGCCAUGGGCACAUAGUGUUUAUUUUGUAUCCCUUUUAUCCCUUUAUUUCUAAUUGAUCAUUAAUAAAUCUCCUAAAAUAUAAUAUUU
Molecule: messenger RNA, 4262 nt
Organism: Monodelphis domestica (gray short-tailed opossum)
Lineage: Eukaryota; Metazoa; Chordata; Mammalia; Didelphimorphia; Didelphidae
Source: RefSeq, a predicted model, not a curated record